Carica papaya (papaya) is the source of this 1597-nucleotide messenger RNA. The record is from RefSeq and is a predicted model, not a curated record. Lineage: Eukaryota; Viridiplantae; Streptophyta; Magnoliopsida; Brassicales; Caricaceae.
UCUCUGUUUCUACUCCCUCUCUCUCUCUCUCUCUCUCUCUCUCUCUCUCUCGUUGCGGGUUAGGGUUUGUUGAUCUCGUUCUGUGCUUCUCCGAUUCUUCCUUCCAACUCGCCAGAUCAAGAUUCUCCGCGUUGUGGUGGGACUGGAUAUAAUCUUAGAGGAGUUCUUCAAAUUUAUCUGCAGCAUUAAAUCACAAGCUGACUGUGAAGAAGGUAGUUUUGGAUUGGUUCGAUAUAUGAUUACCAUUAUUUGGUGAUGAGUUAGGACUCUAUGCUUCCUACUGUGGAUUUUGCCGAUUUUUCAUCUUGAUUGCCCCAUAUAUGGUUAAUCUGGUUGGUAUGCAUCCUCCAGUAUUAGUUUGGGAAUUGCUUCUCUAAUUCCUGAUUAAUUCUGGAAAGAAGGCGCAUAAGAUACCGGAGGUCCUCUUGCAUCCAUGCUGGCAGAGAGCAUGCGUGGAAUCUGUGCUUCGGGUAAUGCCCCUGACGAGAUUUGCUGCCGAUGCAUUCGGUGUGGUGACAAUUUGCCUAGUUGCUCUCUUGAUUCUUCUCGGUCUGCUCUGCAUUGUUUAUUCUUGUUACUUUCGCUCUCGAGUUCGUAGCCAAGAUUAUAUUCAGCUCAGCUAUUUCAGUGGUCCUUGGAUCAGACAAAAGUACCUUAAGAGAUUACCGCGCUAUUUUACAAGGACUGCUUCCCCUGUAUUGCAAAAUGCUGAUCAUGUUGCCCUCUGCACUUAUCCUCUACUGAGUACCAUCCUCCAUGGAUUUUUCGCUUCUCUCCUAACAGUUUAUUUGUUUUGGCUUGGAAGGCGGAUUUUGAAGCUGGUUAUCAAUAAGGGUUUGCAGAAGAGAGUCUACACAUUAAUAUUCUCAGUUUCAAGUUUCCUUCCGUUGAGGGUUGUUUUACUUGGUUUAUCUGUUUUAUCCGAACCAGGGCAUUUUCUGUUUGAAUCUCUUGCUUUCUUGGCUUUUCUUGCACUUCUGUGUUGUGCUGGGGUGUGUAUUUGCAUGCUUGUGUACUGUCCAGUGGCAGAUUCUUUAGCCCUGGGGAAUCUACAGGACCUGGAGGCUAGGAGAAGGAUUCUUGAUGAUCAUGACACCAUAUCUCUCAUUGCUAAUCAGAGUCAUCUUGAGGAGAGUGUAGGAAUUAGUCCUGGGAGGAAUUCUGAUGCCUCGACCAAGCGUGGAUCGAUUUCUUUUCGUACGUAUGGAAAAGAUGGGAGUUCAACAGGGACAUUUGUGGAACUGAGCCUUUUCUCUCCCAGCCGGGAUGCCACUCCACCAGGAUCUCCCCCGCUUCUCGGUUGGCCAAUGCGCCCUCCCGAACAAGUUCAUGGACCCUGAAAAGCAGACAAAGAGAGGCUGAAAAUAGUUGGUGAAUAUCAAUUUUGUGGUAAAGAAAACUGAUUGUAAAGGGUUUAGCUUCAAUAAGGAUUUUCAUUCCUGGUUUGCUUCCUAAUUUUAGAUGUGAUGGUUUUUGGUUGAUGGAAUUUAUUGCCUGUUUUGCACCUGUAACAUUGCUCUGUAACCAUUUUUGGUUUGACUUAUGCUCUGAGAUUCACAAAUGAAGGUGUCCCUGGAUGGGAGAAUUUGGGAUGGUA